Molecule: messenger RNA, 3141 nt
Organism: Setaria italica (foxtail millet)
Lineage: Eukaryota; Viridiplantae; Streptophyta; Magnoliopsida; Poales; Poaceae
Product: putative disease resistance RPP13-like protein 3
Exons: 6
Coding region: 564-1643 (359 amino acids)
Molecular function (GO): ADP binding
Source: RefSeq, a predicted model, not a curated record
CCACCGACAAGUGGGACCACGGAAUCUCCCAUGCGGUCCGUACAGGGGCGGCGCACCGGCGGCGGCGAGCGCCCGCUCUGGGCGCCGCCUGCCUACAGGCCGCAGCGCGGUCGGUUCCGGCUCCCCACGCGUCCUCGCCCCCUCGAUGGCUGGCUUGUUGGGGGCGAUGGCCGGUCAACCGACGAAUCCCGCGGGAAGAUCUUGUCGGGCUCCUGGUGGCUCUGGACGGACCGGCGGGGCUUUCUCGCGCUGGGCGGCUUAAGAAAUCGCAGAUGAUUGCUCCAUGGAAGCAAAGAAAAUCUCAGUUAGAUGGUUGUUGCAACUUGCAAUAUGGUACUCCUAUUGGUAUUGAGGUGUCCUCAGGCGGCAGGAUACACGCUUGUCUUCUCUGUAAAUUGCUUGCUCACGUCUGCUUGGCAAUAAGCAUCUGUAAGAGGCGUGGAUGCUUCGUGGGUGCGUGCUCCCUCCAAUGGAAGUUGACUUUAUCAAGCAUGUAUAAGAGGCUUCAAACUUGAGUUGCAAAGACACAAGCACUGACACCCAGAUGAAGUGAGGUGUGGGGGAUGGAAGCUGUUGUAUGUGCAUCAUAUGGAGCCAUGGGUUCCCUGCUAUUGAAGCUGGGUGCCUUGCUCUCUGAUGAAUGCAGGCUUCUCACUAAAGUGAAGGCGGAUGUAAUGUUCCUUAAAGAUGUGCUCGAGAGCAUGCAUGCUUUCCUCAAGAGGAUGUCAGAGGUGGAGGACCCCGAUGAGCAGUCCAAGUGCUGGAUGAAAGAGGUGCGGGAGCUGUCCUACGGCAUUGAAGAUAGCAUCGACAGUUUUAUGUUCUCCCUUGGUUGUGAGUCCAGCAGCAAGCCCAGAGGCUUCAAGGGAUUUGUUGGCAGGUGCUUGAGCUUGUUCACAGAUGCCAAGACACGCCAUUGGAAUGCCAAGAAGAUCCAAUGUCUCAAGGUCCAUGUUGUAGAGGCUAGCAAUCGGCGUCAGAGGUACAAGGUUAAAGAUGCUUUCCCCAGACCGUGUAGGAUAAGCAUAGACCCUCGCUUGCCUGCAUUUUACACUGAGACAACAAGGCUUGUUGGCAUUGAUGGCCCAAGGGACAAACUUAUCAAGUUGCUAACAGAAGGACAUGGCACAAUGGCACAGCUGAAUGUGGUUUCCAUUGUUGGAUUUGGAGGGCUUGGGCAGGCUACUCUUGCUAAUGAAGUGUACUGCAAGCUUGAAGGGCAAUUUGACUAUAAAGCUUCUGUGUCGGUGUCACAAAAACCUGACAUGAAGAAGAUACUGAGGAGUAUACUCUGCCAGCACAGUUGCCGAGAGUUUGGCAGCAGCGAAGCAUGGGAUGAGCAGCAACUCAUCAACACAAUAAGACAGUUCCUGAAGGAUAAGAGGUACUUUAUUGUAAUCAAUGAUAUAUGGAGCACAUCAGCAUGGAGAACUAUCAGAUGUGCUUUUCCUGAAAACAAUUGUUCCAGUAGAAUAUUGACAACUACUCGCAUCAUCGCAGUUGCCAAAUAUUGUUGCUCUCCUCACCAUGGUCAUGUGUAUGAGCUAAAGCGUCUUGGUGCAACUCACUCUAAGAGUUUAUUCUUUAAAAGAGUUUUUGGAUCUGAAGAUAUGUCCUCUUCAUCUGAAAGAAGUUUCCAAUAAAAUCUUGAAAAAAUGCAGUGGCUUGCCCUUGGCAAUCAUUACAAUAGCUAGUUUAUUGGCUACUAAAGCUAGAACAAAAGAAGAAUGGGAGAAGAUAUGGAAGUCAAUCGGUUAGUACUUGAAAAAGAUACAGACAUGGAAGACAUGAAAAAGAUAUUGUCCCUUAGUUACAAUGAUCGCCCCUACCAUUUGAAGACAUGCUUGUUAUAUCUAAGUGUGUUUCCUGAAGAUUAUGAGAUCAAGAGGGAUCGAUUAGUAAGAAGAUGGAUUGCUGAAGGUUUUAUCACUAUAGAAGGCGGACAGAACAUGGAGGAAAUAGGAGAAUGCUAUUUCAAUGAUCUUAUCAACAGGAGCAUGAUUCAGCCAGUUGGAAUCCAGUAUGAUGGUCGAGCUGAUGCUUGCCAUGUCCAUGAUAUGAUUCUUGAUCUCAUCAUAUCCAAAUCAGUUGAGGAAAACUUUGUAACCUUAUGUGGUGACCAAAAUCACAAGUUGGUGCCACAAGGUAAGGUUCGUCGGCUAUCCCUCAACUAUUAUGCCCGAGAUGAUAUUAUGGUGCCAGCAAAUAUGAUCGUUUCUAAUGUUCGAUCUCUCACUACCUUUGGAUAUUCUGAGAAUAUGCCUUGUCUUUCCGACUUUCAACUCUUGAGAGUAUUAGAUCUAGAAAAUAGGGUGGUGAUGGAAUACAAUUAUAUUAAACACAUGGAUAAGCUUUCUCAUUUGAGGUACCUGUGACUCAAUUCAAGAAGAAUAAUUGCACUCCCUGAACAAAUAGGACAACUACAAAAUUUGCAGACCUUAGAUUUGAGAUGGACAAGGAUUCAAAGAUUGCCAGAGAGUAUUGUUCUCCUACAACGGUUGACAUUGGUUAACAGUUUAGAGUUGCCUGAAGGAAUUGGAAAUAUGCAAGCUCUACGGGAAUUAUCAGAGAUUGAAAUCAAUUGUCAUACGUCAGUAUCUUCUUUGCUGGAACUGGGCAGUUUAACUAACCUAAGAAUUCUUGGGCUAAAUUGGUGCAUCAUUGAUACAAAUUAUGUAAUGAAGACCUAUGCAGAAAAUUUGGUCACAUCACUCUGCAAAUUAGGCAUGCUCAAUCUUCAAUCAAUACAAAUCCAAAGUUAUCAUAGGUGUUCCCUUGAUUUCUUACAGGAUUCUUGGUCCCCUCCUGUUAUGGACCAAUUCUUUGGUGCCAAGUUCAGGCGCAGGAAGCAGAAGAAUCCAGCGCCAGGUGUCUGAUAGAGUUCAGCCGGUUUGGUUAGUUUUCUUAGGAAUUAAGUUAGCCCUUAGAGAUUGAGUUUGUUAGCGAUAAGAUUGGUUAGUUUGUUACAGCCGGGCUCUUCUAUAAAGCACGGCUGUUUAUCUGUAAAAGGGCAAGCAAGAAGUAGAGGAGUCAAUCUCAGAGCCUCCAGCGUGAGGGCGAGAUCUCCAUCUACCUCAAGCUACCCGGUUUAUAUAUCUCAGCAAUUGAGCCAUAUCAUAAUAUAUCUCAGCAAUUGAGCCA